Molecule: messenger RNA, 3225 nt
Organism: Nothobranchius furzeri (turquoise killifish)
Lineage: Eukaryota; Metazoa; Chordata; Actinopteri; Cyprinodontiformes; Nothobranchiidae
Gene: hltf
Product: helicase-like transcription factor
Biological process (GO): DNA repair
Cellular component (GO): nucleus
Molecular function (GO): ATP binding; zinc ion binding; nucleic acid binding
Source: RefSeq, a predicted model, not a curated record
UGAAUAUUAAUUUUGUUUGUUAAAAAAAUGUCAGAUGUCAAAAUCAAAAGUAGUAGAUCUCAAAGAUGUCUACUACUUAACCUAGCAAUUUUAUUUUGAAAAUUUUAAACGGAAGUCGCAGAUUUACUGGACUGGACUGGUAUUGGCUCAGAUGAAAAUAAGCGAAAACACUCGCGCGGAACUUCUCUCAUCAGGGCUGGCAGCAAGAACUUGGCGGUAUGUCUUUUCGCCGGUGGGGGUUCGGUUGGGGGCCGUUCGAUGAUGUGGACCUCUUCUCAGAGCCCUCAGAGACCCAGACAGAUACUCUGUCCCAGAUCAUCAGAGCUGCUAGAGCCGAGGAACCAGAUGCAGAUGGAUGCGUGCUGUUUGGGAACCUGAAGGGGACUGUGGUCGGGCUCAGAUAUUACACUGGGGUGGUGAACCGAGGAGAGAUGGUGGGUUUAGUGCGGGAGCCUCAGAAUCCGUAUGACAGUAACGCGGUGAAGGUCACAAACAUCUAUGGAAACCAGGUUGGACACAUCAAAAAGGAGCUGGCUGCAGCUAUGGCCUAUAUGAUGGACAGAAGCUUGGCUAAAGUCGAAGGGGUGGUGCACACAGGUGUGAACAACCCCUUCUCUAUGCCAGUUAUGCUGUCAUUCUGGGGGAAGGAAGAGGACAGGAACACUGUAAUGAAGCACAUGGCGAGUCGAGGGUAUAAACUUAAUCCAGGCUCGUCAACCGGUGGAAGCCUGGCUUUGUAUGGCACCUCGGCCUCCUCAUACAAGAAGGGUGUGACCGUCCCACUGACAGCAGAGGAGCUUAAGAACGCGUUUGAUAACUUGUUUGACGGUUUGAUGGAGAGUAAAGAUGGAGAGGAAGAAGCAGUUGAGUCUGUGGCCACCGCCCUCCUGCCUCAUCAGAAACAAGCUCUGUCCUGGAUGUGCGCUCGGGAAAACAAAGACGCGCUGCCGCCGUGCUGGGAGAAGAGAGGCGAGCUGUACUACAACAGCCUCACCUGCUUCUCUGCUAAAGAACCACCGGGGAGGGUUCGGGGGGGCAUUCUGGCCGACGAUAUGGGACUGGGUAAAACGUUGACAACAAUCGCUUUGAUCCUCACCAACUUCCACAAGGGAAAACCGCUGCCUGUGGAGAAAUGUGAGGAGCAAUUAUCACCUUGCAAAGCUAAAAGUAAACCUGCACAAAUCUCCAAACUUGAAGAGAGCAGCAGAGCUGAUUCUAAUCCUGGGGCUUCACGGAGCUCAGACCUUAUGACAACAGAAGUGAUUGACAUUGAUGCAGAAGAUGUGGUGGUGGUAGAAGAUGAACCACAGAAAGGUAAGAGCAAAAAGAAGAAGAAUCCAACUAAGAGGAAACCCAGAAAAGAGGACCCAGUUUUGUUUGAGGAUCUGGACUUUGCUGCAGCGCUGAGCGGAUCAACACCAGCUGUAGGAGCAAAGAAGAAGAAAACUGCUGUGAAGACUAAUCCCGAACAGAGUGUUGAAUCAUCAGUGACUGUAAACACAGACGAUGACUUAUCAGCUAGAACAACUCUCAUCAUCUGUCCUCUCUCGGUGCUCAGCAAUUGGCUGGACCAGUUCAAGCAGCACAUGAACCCCGACGUGAAGCUAAAUAUCUAUCUGUAUUACGGUCCAGAUCGCAACAGGAACAAAAAGUUUCUGUCCUCUCAGGAUGUGGUGAUCACCACCUACAACGUCCUCUCCACUGACUUUGCGAACAAGGGCCCCCUCAAUGAGAUCAGCUGGCUCAGGGUGGUGCUUGAUGAGGGACACGUCGUUAGAAACCCAAACGCACAGAUGAGUAAAGCCGUGUUGGAGCUCAAAGCUCAGAGGCGUUGGAUUCUUUCGGGUACGCCCAUCCAGAACAGCGUGAAGGACCUGUGGAUGCUGCUGGCUUUCCUGCGCCUGAAGCCCUUUGAUGCGAGAGAGUGGUGGAACAGAGUGAUCCAGAGACCCGUUUUGCAAGGAGACAGAGACGGCCUGAAAAACCUUCAGAACCUGGUCAAGUGUAUCACCCUGAGACGAACCAAGAACAGUGAGGUAAACGGACGCCGUGUGGUGUCGCUGCCCGAGAAGACGGUGUUUGUGGAGCAAGUGGAGCUCAGCCAGCAGGAAAGGGAGGAGUAUGAGCUGGCACGCAACGAGGGGAGGCGCACCAUCGGCAGAUACGUUGCUGAAGGGUCCGUUUUGAAGAAUUAUGCUGAUGUGCUCGCCAUCCUGAUGAGGCUUCGACAGUACUGUUGCCACAGUGACCUGCUGCCAAAGACAUCCUCAGAUUUAGGUCCAGCAGCGACGCCUGCAGAGCUGCGGGAGUGUCUGAUAGAAAAGCUGCGGUUGGUGUUGGCCAGCGGCUCUGAUGAGGAGUGCUGCGUGUGUUUGGACUCUCUCGUCCUGCCCGUCAUCACACACUGCGCUCAUGUUUUCUGCCGGCCUUGCAUCGCCCAAGUCAUCGGCAACGAGCAGAACAAGGCUCGAUGUCCUCUCUGUCGAAGCGAGAUCAAGACCAGUGAGCUGGUGGAGUUUCCACCGGAGGGGAUGGAGCAGGAGAAGAAUGUGAGCUCUGAGAGUUGGAGGACGAGCUCAAAGAUUCAAGCGUUGAUGGGGAAUCUUCUCAGACUGCAGUCUGAAGACAACAACAUUAAAUGUCUGGUUGUCUCUCAGUUUACACGCUUCCUCACCAUCCUGGAGACUCCACUCAGGCAACAUGGUUUCCGUUUUGUGCGUUUCGACGGCUCUAUGAGCCGGCAGAAGAGAACUCAGGUCAUCGAGGAGUUUCAGAGCUCUGCAGCAGGUGGUCCUACCAUCAUGCUGCUGUCACUCAAAGCUGGAGGAGUGGGGCUCAACCUGACUGCAGCCUCUCGUGUUUUCCUCAUGGACCCUGCGUGGAACCCAGCUACCGAAGAGCAGUGCAUCGACCGCUGCCACCGUUUGGGCCAGAACAGGAAAGUUGUUGUCACCAAGUUCAUCGUGAAGAACUCUGUGGAGGAGAACAUGGUAAAGAUCCAAAGAAAGAAGCAGGACCUGGUGGAGAAGGCGUUCGGCUUGCCUAGCACAAACAAGAAAACUUCUCGCAUCGAUGAUAUCAGAGCUCUGAUGGAGCUGUAAACAGAUGUAGCGUUUUGAGCCUUCUGUUAACGGAGGAGAUUCUCACAUUUUAGAAAAUAUUUGGUAUAAACAGCUUACCAGUUUUGUGUUCACAUUUUCAUUUUGAAUAAAAAAAUACAUUUUA